Prorocentrum cordatum is the source of this 979-nucleotide messenger RNA. NCBI's taxonomy places the organism in Eukaryota, Dinophyceae, Prorocentrales, Prorocentraceae. The record is from the annotation of a GenBank genome assembly.
AGCCAUCUCGGCUCAAGGCCGUCUUGGUUCCGCCCGUGCAGAUCUGAGCCUUCUCCCACGGGACAUCUAUCGGCGGUCAGAAUCGCUGCUCUGAUCGCCACCUCGUGCGGCCAGCCCGAUGCCCGCGUACAUGGUGCCUGGUCCCGCUCGCAGCCCCUUGGCUCACGCGCUGCCCCAGGUGUCUUGCUUUGAUGAGGUCCACGCCGGCCCAGUCGCCAGGUCGGUGCCGCAGACGCGCCUAGCCCAGGGACGGUCCGCGGGCGCCCAGGCGGUCCCCCCACAGCAGCACACCGUGUGCCCGUGGGAGUCGGAGCUUCCCGCGAACAGCAUGGGCCACGCGCAGGGGAUGUGCAGGCCGUGCUUGUUCUUCUCGCAGGCGCAGUGCCGGAAGGGGAAUGCCUGUACGUUCUGCCACUUAGGCCAUAGCACCCGAGACAUCAAGAAGGUGCGUCCCUCGAAGAAGACGCGCAGCUGGGUGCAGCAGCGGUGCAGCAGCGGUGCGCCAAUGGCCGCGCGGACUGCCUCGGAGCACCGCGAGCAGCUGGCUGCCGGCGCGUAUGGGGCCGCGCCGCCCGCCGCCGCGGCGUGGAAGGAGCACGAGCCGUGGGAGGUCCCGGCUCCGCCGCCACCACCGCCUCCGAGGCGCGGUGAGGGCGUCUCGCGAGGAGCCUCGACCGUGGACCGGGAGUACUCGACCGCCUGGGUCUCCUCUGCGCUGAGGGCGGCGACGGCCCCGCACGGGCAGUUUCCAGGUGCGGGCCCCGGCCGUGCGCCCUUCGAGCAGCAGCACGGCCAGCACCAGGCGCAGCGGGUCACGCUGGCCCUCUGAGCCGGUGCGUGCGCCACGCGCUCCCCACGCCCCGCUCCGCUGCGCCUCUCGGGGUCCAGAUGACAGGGCUGAACCUAAACGCCUGGACUGGAAGACUGGAAAGAUGUCAGGGUUGGAGUUCGGCUGUGUUUGAUGUUUCGUUUUGGAGUG